CGCGUCGCCAGUUUCGAAUGCUGGACGAGCGCAACGGUCGCCAGCGGCGCCAUGGCUUGGAGCGCCCGUGGCACCCGCGCCAGGUCAUCGUCGUAAGCAUAUUUGGCCUCUCGGUCGUGUGCGCCGGCCUCUCGACGGCGCUACUGGUGCCCGAGGCCCAUGACCUCUGCGACCUCGUCGUCCUCGCCAGCGUCGCAAUGGCAAUUGCAGUGCUCUUUGGCGUCAUGGUCGCCUUGUUCAUCGCAGUGUCCACAGCCGAUACGCUCGCUACCAAGUACCCGCGAAGCUUGCACCCGGGCGAGAAGAUCGCGCGCUGCCGGUCCUGCAAUCUCACGGUCAACUCGCGCACCAAGCACUGUCUCUGUUGCGCCAAGUGCGUCGAGGGGUUCGACCACCACUGUGACUACCUCAAUACGUGCAUUGGCACGGCGAACGUCCGGCAAUUCCGCCUCCUCAUUGCUGCGAGCAUCGCGUACCUCCUUGUCCAGACAGCGCUCGCCAUCGCUACGCUUCUCGUGAGCUCGGCUUCAUCCGGAGCGAAAGCGCUCGUGGCGCUGCUUGCAGCCUUGCCAGCCAUGGGCCUCAUGGGUCUCUUUGUCCUCGCGGCCUUUCAGGCGUACAUCUAUCGUACAGGGAUGACGACGUUCGAGUUUGCGGUGCACAUGAGCCGCGCCAAGCGCAAGAAGCACGUCGUUCAGCAGCACCCAGCGACAAAGAAGCCCUUGCCUCCUUCGGUGCACCUCGUCAUGCUAUCGUCCACCGCCUCGGGGCCGCCGCCACCGCUUCUGCUGCAGUUCGUCUAGACACUUGAUCUACUAAAGCUAGUGUCGUAUGGAGGAGGCUCUUAAAUAUAUAUACACGAGGGCGACUACGCUCCGCAGGCCGGUACUGCAUCGUACCGGCACACGAGGCCAUUG
Messenger RNA from Saprolegnia diclina VS20, 917 nucleotides. RefSeq lists its product as hypothetical. Gene Ontology annotation, biological process: peptidyl-L-cysteine S-palmitoylation; protein targeting to membrane. NCBI's taxonomy places the organism in Eukaryota, Oomycota, Saprolegniomycetes, Saprolegniales, Saprolegniaceae. Gene Ontology annotation, molecular function: protein-cysteine S-palmitoyltransferase activity. The record is from RefSeq and is a predicted model, not a curated record. The coding region runs from base 18 to 803 and encodes 261 amino acids. The transcript has 4 exons. Gene Ontology annotation, cellular component: endoplasmic reticulum; Golgi apparatus.